This is a messenger RNA of Blastomyces gilchristii SLH14081, 2937 nucleotides long. RefSeq lists its product as uncharacterized. The record is from RefSeq and is a predicted model, not a curated record. Gene Ontology annotation, molecular function: cysteine-type endopeptidase activity; cysteine-type deubiquitinase activity; protein binding. Gene Ontology annotation, cellular component: cytosol; nucleus. Gene Ontology annotation, biological process: protein deubiquitination; regulation of protein stability. The transcript is spliced from 12 exons. Bases 1 to 2937 code for a protein of 978 amino acids. NCBI's taxonomy places the organism in Eukaryota, Fungi, Ascomycota, Eurotiomycetes, Onygenales, Ajellomycetaceae.
AUGUUGGCCGUUACGGCCGUUGCGGCUAUUGGCUGUGGCGAUCUCCCUAGAUCACGUGACCAACCACUAUUUAAGCUCUUUGUAGAUAGCUCUAUCAAUACAACCUUCAACUAUCCUACAGAUAAACGCGGAGAUCACGCCAGCUUCGUUUCUCUCCAGGGUUCCUACGAAAUGAUCCCCAUCAAUUCGUGUCUUUUACACUUUACAUGGAGACGUCACUUCCCAUCCAUUGUAACAUUGCUUCUGAAACUUGCCCCGAAGUACAAAGCCCCGAAGUACAAAUACAUUGAGGAUUGCGAACGGCUAGAGCGGUACUGUCCAGGUGGCUUUUAUCCUUUAAAGCUUGGUGAUCGACUCUGUGAUGGAUGUUACUCUAUUGUCCAGAAUCUCGGAUUUGGUGGCAGCUCUACAGUAUGGCUGGCUGCUGACCAGAAGCAACAGGAGUUAGUUGCUAUCAAAAUAAAAUCCGCUGAUUCUGUCUCAAAGUCUCAGGAACCUGCCGGAGUAGUCAAUGAAGGACACUUGUGCUUCCAUUCUGCAUGGAAUUCUCCGACCAAUUUCUUGCAACCUGGAAUCAGAUUGCUUCACAGUUGCCAGGUAGACUCUCAUGAGAUGAGACAUGAUUCUUCAGAAUCUCUUCAUCCCCUUGCACUUGAAUCUGAGAAUGCAGAAUCCAAGCCUCUGGCCACCGAUUAUGAAGCCAUGAUGGCCAAGUUGCUUCCCGUCGACCCGACCUUGGAGACGGCGCAUGAAUCCCAUUUCACCUGGUGCUUACCCAAUUGGACGGAAUUAGAAAAGACAGAGCUGAGCCCGAAAUUUGAGUGCGUAGGCGAAUACUCCUCUACCCACGCGGAAAUAACCAGGGAUCAGCAUUUAUCUAUCUACCUUAAACAUGGCUUCGAUGAUGGAGAAAUGCCAGAGCACUGGCAUGCUUGUGUCCAGUUCGCUGUAGUCCUGUGGAAUACCAAUAGUCCGGAAUCCUACAUCUCACAGAAUGCAAACUUCCGUUUCUCGUCUAAUGACCCUGAUUGGGGCUUCACAAAGUUUUGUGAACUUCGAAGGCUGUUAGGCCAUCUUGGGGAUAAACCAUCCCUGCUGGGUAACGAUGAAGCAAAUAUCACAGCUUAUAUUCGCGUAAUCCGAGAUCACACCGGAUCCUUAUAUCACACGUUUUACAACUACGACUCAAAGAAAGUGACUGGCUUCGUUGGCUUGAAAAACCUCGGCUCCACUGGUUAUCUAAACGUUAUAUUGCAGUGUUUUUACUUUACGAACAGCUUUCGCAAGGGACGCCGGCCCGCUAUCUACCAAUUACCACUUAACCAUGAAUCCAAUAGGAACACGUUCUUGUGGGCAUUGCAACGUCUUUUCUACUCUCUGCAGACCGAUGAUAAGCCAGUGUCACCGCUGGAGUUCACCAAGGGACUUGGAUGGGCCCCUCAGCAACUCCUUAUGCAACAAGACGUCCGGGAGAUGGCUCGAUUGCUCCUAUAUCGAUUUACGAAGGAGCCCAAACUUCCAGACAUCUUUCGCGGCAAAACAAAUACCUAUACUACCAUCGACGGCGCCCAACAAUCAAGAAUAGAAGACUUCUUGGAUAUCAGCAUCAAUAUCCAGAAUAUUCGCUCCCUCGAAGAAAGCUUGGCAGAAUAUAUCCGCGAGAUAGUUGAUGAGGAGCGGACGGAAAAUGGUAUUCAAAAAACUACUAGUGGUGUUCUCUUUGAAACCUUCCCUGAUGUUCUCUAUCUGCACUUGAAAAGAUAUGCGUAUGACAUGGCCCAGCGCCGGCUCAUGAAAGUCAAUGAUUUCUUUGCCUAUCCGGAAGAAUUUGAUGCUUCUCCAUAUCUCUCAGCUGACACCGACAGGUCUGAAUCAUGGGUUUACCGAUUGACCGGUGUUGUCGUUCAUAGCGGCGGUGUUAACGGCGGAAGGUACUGGGUCUUCUUGCGACCUGGAGCUAACCUGCCCUUUUAUAAAUUUAACGAUGACCGGGUUACUAGUGCCAUGUUAACGAAUGUCAUGGAAGACAAUUACGGGGGGGACGGACAGGCAACGAACGCAUACAUGUUAAUUUAUGUCCGGAAAUCAAGGAUAAACGAUAUUCUUGCUAGCGUUACCGCAGCCGAUGUGCCUGCAUAUAUCGGAAACGGAUUGGUGGAGGAACGGGAAAUGGCUGCACGUCUCAAAAAGGAGAAGGAAGAGGAACGCCUCUACCUACACACCGUCUUGGCUUCAGCCUCCCAGUUCCGCCUCCAUAGCGGAUUCGACAUGACUAGCCCCAGCGUGGAUAAUGGCAACACGACCACCCUGCGCAUCCGCAAAGAUACAUCAGUUAACGACUUCACGAAAUCCGUCGCUCAGAAGGUAGCAGUGGACCCGGGACGAUGUACCCUGUGGAUUUGCCUCAAUCGCCAGAAUGGAACACGCAGGCCUCACGAGCCUUUACUUCGCGCCAACAUUACCAUCGCGCGGGCAUGUCUCGACGCAAAUUUCACUGGAAGCAACCCUCAUAUAUGGGUUGAGGUUAGCCGAGUCGUUGCAGGUGUACCAGCCCCAUUGCCUCAGGUGACAAGUGGAGGAGACACGAUCUUAAUAUUUAUCAAGAACUUCGACGUGAUGAGUCAGACGCUGCGCGGUGUCACUUCACUCUACGUUCUGAAGGAUAGCACAAUUCGUCCCCACAUCGUCACUGUCAUGGGAUGGCCAGAGGAUACGAGGUUUUCAGUUCAUGAAGAAGUAAAACCCACAAUGAUCCUCAACGUGGACCCUAAUUCAACUUUCGAACGGGCCGAACUUGGAAAUGGCGAUAUCCUCUGCGUUCAAAAGCUGGUAAAGCCCAGCGACUUUUACCCUAUGGCCAGGUACCCUCCAAACUUGUUAGCCAAAGAUGUAUAUUACAGUACUUUGACAAUCUCAGGAAUGAGCGGAACAGGCUAA